AUGCGUUUUACCGCCGUUAUCGCUAUGGUUACUGCUCUCAGCACACUCGCGAUGGGUGUAGCCAUUGACGAGCGUGCGGUUUGCGGGUCCGAAUACCCUCCAGCUCAGUGUCAAAAAGGAACUCAAGCGUGCUGUGAUCUCUGCUGCAAGUGGGUGAACACCGGCGUUCCCUCUUACCAAAACAUGGGAUACGAGAAGAUAUGCAGGUGCUAG
Molecule: messenger RNA, 213 nt
Organism: Rhizoctonia solani
Lineage: Eukaryota; Fungi; Basidiomycota; Agaricomycetes; Cantharellales; Ceratobasidiaceae
Product: proteoglycan 4
Exons: 3
Coding region: 1-213 (70 amino acids)
Source: RefSeq, a predicted model, not a curated record